CUGUUAUGUUCGAAAUAAAGCAUGAUCCUUCAAUUAUUUUUUCCAUAAUUUCAAACAGACGUUGUGCCGUGGAAAUUUCGCGUCGAUCUUCCUCAAAUUGAAUUGUUCGCUGCACCUGCAGUUGAUAGAUGCCCCUUUUUAAGUCAAGAAAAGUGAGCAAAGACGAGUCAAAGAAACGAGUGGAAAGAUGCAUGGUCGUGGCAAAAGAUUCUCCAGAUCCAGCUUUUGAUUUGUCAAAAUGUGGGGCAACUGAGGUCCCCAAGGGAGUGUACUCAUUAUGUAGGGUACUUCAAAAAGAGGCACUUUUAUUGUUUGACAAUGAUUUAUCAAAUCUAAAAGGUGGAGGAGACCUAAAGGAUCUGUCAAAUCUAAGGGUGUUGGAUCUUCAUGAUAACCAUAUAACAGCCCUUCCUGCAGCUAUUGAUGAGCUGAAAUCACUACAGGUGCUAAAUGUUCAAGGGAACAAACUUAAAGCUGUUCCUCCCAGCAUUGGAAACUUAGCAUCUCUUCAAAGCUUAAUCCUUCAAGCAAAUGACCUUCGUGGCCUCCCACCUGAAGUAGGAAAUCUCAAAAGCUUGAGGACACUGAAUAUUUCUGAAAACAGCAAUUUGCCUGGAGUUCCCCCAACUUUGGCUCGUGUGAGAACUUUGGAGAACAUUAUUCUUGAUGUAAACAUAGUAUCAUUUCCACCCAGAGAUGUGGCAGCUGAGGGAACAGCCUCCAUUAUGAAAUAUCUUUGCAAAGUGGCUGAAAUUGAGUAUGUCCCUCCAUCCAAGCAUCUACUAAAUGUUCUGGGAAAUGGAACAGCUUCAAAUAAACAAUUGAACCCUACACCAGUGGAUGAUCUUGUGGCAAGCACUUUAUCAAAGCAUGAAGCAGAGAAGGAAAGGAGACGACAGCAAAUGAUCGAAAUAGAGAAACAGCUUCAUGAAACAGAGCUGGAGCAGCAGGCUCUCGCUGCAGCAGCUAGUAAACAACGUACUGACCUUAUGGACAAGAUACGAAUGGCUGAAGCAGAAAUAGAUGACCUCACAUUGAUGCAGCAACAGCAACAAGAGGUUGAGAGAAAAAAGCUUGUAUCAGCAAUGGCAGCAGAUGAACAACUCACCAAUGACACUGUGGCUAUGAUUUUGCAAGUGAAUGAACGAGCUCAGAAGGCGGAAAUGAUUUUGGAUGAGAUGGAAAAAGAAAGAAUGAGAACUGAGCAACUGGUGAAAGUGACUCAGGAAGAGGCCGAGAAACUGAGAAAAGAAGAAAUGUUAGUGUCCAUGGCUCGUCUUUUGGAAAGUCAAGAAAGUCAGAGUCGUCUCAUUAGAGAAUACGAACGGGCAAGAGAUAGGACUGCUAGUCAGGCCAUGAAUGAGGCUUUGGAAGAAGACGUACGGUUGCUUGGCAUUCUGAAUGAACAGUAUGAGGACAGAGAUACUUUGAUCUCUGAGAUUUCCAAAGAGGAACGCGCACAAAUGGAAGCGAUCCAAGUUCUCCAGCUACAAACGGACGCAAAACAUCGUAGAAUUACCGGCCAGAUUUCAAUGCUACAAGACGAGCUCACGAAAUUGACGCUAACAGAACUGGAGAAAAAAGAUGAACGCCAAGAUGCGGAGAGGGCUGCGCUGGAAUCGAGGAGAGAAGCUUUGACAGGUCUGAUGGUUCAGCUUGUUAGCGAACAACAGAAGAGAGAAGAUGAGCUUAUGAAGAGACUUGUUGAGAUGGAACACAAGAGAGAAACGGAUAUUGAGGAUUACUGGCUGAUUCAGUAUCAGAGGCUCCUUGAAAGCAAACCAGAUACUCUGCUUGCGAAGCAGUGCGAUGGUGUGAUUUCCGAUAUCCUCGCAGAAGCUGAAGCUCAGGACUACGCCUCGCACUUUGCCCGUCACCGAAUCACGUGGGAAAUGCUGAAAACCAUGACAGACCAAGAACUGAAGGAGCUGGGUAUACACGAGCUUGGAGUUCGCAAGGCAAUAAUGAACGUUGUCCAGGAACGGCUUCGCUUCGAUUCAAAGGCGAAGGAAAAAGAAAGCAAGAUUGAAAACCCUGAGGUACCAGUCCCUCAACCACCUAGCUCCAACACACCGGUGGCACCUAUAGUUGAACACCGUGACAUGACUACGGAAUGCGUGAUUUGCAUGGACCAAAGGUCGGACGUGGUAUUGCUGAAUUGUGGUCACGUUUGUUGUUGUUUCAACUGCUCCAGCUCGAUAACCAGCUGUCCAAUGUGCCGUAACCCUGUCGUACAACGCAUCAGGAUAUUUGUCUCUUAAAUUUACAGUAGUUGUGUGCUUUGUUUCUGUGCACAAGGUAUAUAUUAUUCCAUAGCAAUACAUUGUCGACGUUAGUCGGGAGAACAAUUGUUGCUUUCGUUAGCUAUCGUUUCGGAAUCGGAAAAGGUCGUUUUUUAUAUUUUUUAAUCAAAAUAUCUCUCGGAUUGUAAGGCGAGAUUGUCUCCUUUUUGUUGAAGUCUUGUUUGUUCCUUAACAACCUCUCAAGUUAUUGAAAACGAAGUUGUUCCCUCCGACUAAUACAAGUUUAUAUCAGGGCCUGAAUGAUUGCGAUCAGUAUUUCUAUUCAGAGCUGAUUUUUUCAUCUUUCGAGGGCAAACCAUCCUGAUUCUCAGUUAUCGUCAUGUAUUUGUUGUCGAGGUUCUCAUAAUACGCGAAACGUAUAUGUAGGAUUAAGUCAUUAUUAUUUAAUAUUUUGUUUGCCUUACUGGCCAAAACGCCCAGAAAAUUGCAAACCACCCACGUUAAAGAAAAAAUUGUCCUGAUACUCAAAAGAGGCGAACAUUGUUGAAUUUAAAACGUCGUAUCUCUCGUAUUUUGCAAUGUAGACUUGAGAUUUGAGAGGAUUAUUCAUCCCUCGGCUUAUAUUAUCAAAUGAGUAAAUGUGACUUAAGGAAUUGUAUCUCUGACCCCCGAGCCACGUUUUAAGUGGAUAUUUUUUUCCUCUUCUUACAAUUAGUGCUAAAGGUUUCACUGUUUCAAAGCCGGCGUCCAGCCGUAGUCUAGAAAAAUCCCCUAGUACUGAUUAAGCGUAGUCAAAGAUAAAAUUUCUUCUUAGAGAUAUUUGAAUUCCUCAACAACUGAAUAUUUAAACAAUUUUUUAAUUUCAUAAAAACUGUAGUUACAUGCCUUUCUCUCUGUUUUUUGAUGUAUUUCGAAGUUUUAUUUGUGAAAUUUUUCUCUUACAUUUUCAAACAAAGCUUUUAAGCUUCAACAUAGCAACAAUAUACAAUUUAACUACCACCGUAGAUUAGGUGAGUUGUUUCUCUGUCACCCAUACAGGCGGAGGUGAGAAACGGUUGUAGUUGCGAUUGAGGACUCGAACUCCUAAAGUUAACAGCAUAAAAAGUAUCGAAAUUGCUGCUUAGGAACUUGAAUAUUAGUAAUGAAAAUCAGCGAAGUUCUCUGAAACAAUGAGAUUGGCCUUUGAACGUAGACCGAAAGUUUUUCAAACUUUCGAAAUAUAUGGCAGUAACAUGUCAUUAUCUUUGUGCAUCGAAUAAAUUCAACAUUUAUAUGUGUAGUGUUAAGAGCCGAACCUCCUUGUGCUUAAAGAGGCCAGUCAUUUCGGCUUCUCACCCCCAUAAAAGGUGACAUCUAUUUAAGGGAUAAUCGAGACGCAGAUGUUAUUAAUCGAGACGCAGUUUAUUUUAAACACGUAAAUAAUUUAGAUUGAAAUGGAAUGGCUGCAUUGAUAGUGCAAAGGAGAAAGAUUAAGCAGUCGGAAAAACGAAUUUUGUUGGCAGAAAUCGGUGGAAUUCAAUUUUUUUCUCAUUCCUUAAACGUGAGCAUCAUGUCUCAAUAUUACGUCAUGUUGCGUAGCGACGUUUCUGGCUCAAAAAAAUUGUGUGCUCAGUGUAGUUCGGAUAUUUUCCCAAGAUAUGGUCAGUGGCAACUACUGAAACGUGCUUAGGAAAUGAAGGAGGUUAACUUAGGUUCGUUUUGCAAAAUAUUAAAUGAAAGUAAAGUAAUGCUAAACGUAACCGUUCCCGUAUAGUAUGUAUCAUACUAAAACAUAUUUCUUAUCAUUUGUAGAAAGCAAAUAAACGCAAAAUGUAACA
This is a messenger RNA of Pocillopora verrucosa, 4060 nucleotides long. The record is from RefSeq and is a predicted model, not a curated record. NCBI's taxonomy places the organism in Eukaryota, Metazoa, Cnidaria, Anthozoa, Scleractinia, Pocilloporidae.